CACAUGUAGCAACAUGUGUUAUACUUGUCAAUGAGAUACGACUUUGCAAGAAAUUCAUUACGAGUGAUACCGAGUGAAAAGUUUGGAUACAAUUAAGUGUACAUUCGACUGUACACAAUGACACGAAAUGAUACUAUCAUCACCAAAAUGGAACAUGUGGAAGAGAGUUUGAAAGAUACCUUAUAUAGAGUCGAAGUAAUCGAGAGAAAGCUUAAGACGAAAUUACUCACCAUAGAAAAUCGGGAGAAAUUGGAGAACGAGCUGGAGGAAGUUAAGGAAGUUCUUAGACGAAAUGAAAAGGAGUUGCAAAAUUUAAGAAAGGAAAACUCAAAGUCCUUUAUGAUAGCAGCGUGCUUGGUUUUCGUGUGCUUCCUUAUUUACGGAAUAUAUUUGUUGAUUUUCGGAAAUGUUUAACUGUAAUAAAUUACAUUUUAUAAUAUAAAAUGUAUUUAUCAUGCUGAAAUAAAUGGCAACAUCAAUGGAGUAUCGCUUGAAUU
Cyphomyrmex costatus is the source of this 497-nucleotide messenger RNA. RefSeq lists its product as uncharacterized. The coding region runs from base 118 to 414 and encodes 98 amino acids. Lineage: Eukaryota; Metazoa; Arthropoda; Insecta; Hymenoptera; Formicidae. The transcript has 3 exons. The record is from RefSeq and is a predicted model, not a curated record.